AGCUCCCGGAAGUGUGCGCGCCGUGGGCAGCCUGGGCUAGCGGGGGACGCGCCAUGGCCGGUGGAGGGGACCCGCUCCGCGCCCUGCUCCGCGCCGCUAAUGCCCUCCUGCAGCAGCGCCGCUACCGUGCCGCGCUUGCCGUCCUCAAGGGCUUCCGCAAUGGGGCCGUUUAUGGAGCAAAAAUUCGUGCCCCGCAUGCCCUCGUGAUGACUUUCCUAUUCAAGAGUGGAAGUUUAAGAGAGAAACUGAAAUCGAUUGCUCAGGCUACGUACACACAUUCCCGGAACUUGGCAUAUUUUGUGUUCACCUACAAGGGACUGAUGGCGUUGCAGUCCCGACUACAGGGGAAAAAAAUUCCAUUUCAUUCUUUCUUUGCAGCCUGCAUUGGGGGUUGGCUGGUGUUUGGUGAGAACAAUCCCAUCAACAGCCAGAUCAUUAUGUACCUGCUGUCUCGUAUCCUGUUCGGCUUGUCUCGGCUGGCAGUGGAAAAGGGCUAUGUCCCACAGCCAAAGCAGGAUCCUUUUCCACUUGUCGCUGCUUUGAUAUGGGGGACAGUUCUCUGGCUCUUUGAAUACCACCGGCAAACUCUGCAGCCUUCUCUGCAGUCCUCCAUGACCUACCUGUACGAUGAUAGUAAUGUAUGGCAUGACAUUUCUGACUUCCUCAUUUAUAACAAAAGGACAGACAGCAAGUAGAUGGUUCGUUGUAAAACACCUUUGAAUGGGAUGGUAUCUUCCAGCAGCUAAGGGAAAAGGUUAUUCUGUUGCUCUUGACUGGUGAUGGUUUUUUUUUAAAUUAACAUCUGUCAAGCAGAGUUGCCUCUUGUGUCCCAGCCAAAACAUUCUGAUUAGUCUUCUCUUGGCUCUGUUUAGAGCAAGCAAAUGCCCCACAGAAACCUGUUGCAGUCUUUUUUUAAAAAGAGGCCUUAUUUUCUCUGCAAGUAUGGCUUUGGGGUUUUUGGGAUUUUGUUUUUCAAGAAACUAAAUAUGCUUACAAAAUGACAGCCUGACAGUAAGUGGAGAGCAUGUCUAAUCAUGAAAAAAUAUUCUAGGGAUUGUCUGAAUGCUCUCAAGACAGAACCAUUUUUCUGUGCUGCUGUGCUCGCUGUAGUAUGACAGAAGUGGGGAACCUGCUCAGGUCUAAAAACAGGGACAUCACUUCUUGAUUUCUGCGGACAACAGAAAAUCUGGUUUAAACUGUUACAAAGACAGUCAUGUGCUCCUUAAGAGAGUUUUUCUGCAGUUUUCCCUCAGAGGCAUUAAGGUGUUUGAGAAUAAAACUGUUAAGAUUGUCUGGUACAAGCCUGGUAAAUCAGGCUUGGAAGGACUAUUUUUACGUGGCUUCUUUCAUGCACUUGGGCUGAAUCCGUCCCUCUGCAGAGUGCACUAAUUAAUACCCUGUAAUUAUUUUAAACUUACUUGUAAAGUUUUUUAAAGCUGCUUGAAUUAAAUACGAAAACCAGUUAUGCAACCUAGACUCCUUUGAAAACAGGCUGAGGCGCAUUGCACGCCCUCAGAUAUCACACUGGGUACUUUAUGUGUAGAAGCGAGCAACACUUUCAACAAGCGCUUUUAUUUUGGUGGGAGAUAACCACAUGGGUUUCUCUUAGGUCCAGAAUCUACCCUCCACAGUGGUGGCAUGUGCUAGCUGUAAUCAGGCUUGGAUGUACCUGUGGUUUCUGCAGGCUUCUGGCUGAGCCAGGUUGAGGCCACAGAUGAAGUGGCUACUUCUGUAAGCGAAUAUUCCUCUUAAGAAUACACUGCUGAGCACCGGUAACAGGGCAGCACGCACUGGGCUUUAACAGAAGAUGGUCUAGAUAGCUGAGAAAGAACAAAAACUGUUUUAAAUUUAAUAAAUUCAAACUGUUAAUAGUGGCAAAGCACUUACGCUGCCAUAUAACACUAUACCAUUCACUUAAUGAUGUACAUUAAAAUAAUUCCUGAUGCACUGGUUUUAUGUGGUGAUAUUUACAAGAAAGUCAUUAAGUUCCCUGCACUAUUCCCUUUUAGCUCAGUCGGGACUAUUUUGUUUGCUCUCCCUGUGCCCAUCCACUUUUCUUUCCUGACUUGACCAUGUCAUUUCAUACUCCCAUUGAUGCUGCUGUUCAUCAUGUUUUGUAGUCUCUUUACACCCCAGGCUCUAGCAAUUUGUCAUAGUCAGUGGUAUGACUGAAACAGUGUAUUUAAGUUCAGGUAGCUUCUGAGUAGUAAAAAAUUCUCAGUUUCUUCUUAAGUCAUUUUUCCUUGUCCUCCUAAGCUCUUUUAUUGCCAUUACACAUUCUGAGUGCUGCUUCGCUCUUUUAUUUUUCCACUCUCUGCAUCAGCAAGAGGGAGAGUGAAAUGUUCCCCUCCCCGUAGUCUGUCUGGUGCUGCAGUGUUUGGCAUUACGUUGCAUCCUGAGUGGCUCAGGUGGAGCAGGAGGAAUAGUCUGCUGGCUCUUGAACUGAAUCUAGUGCCGAGUCCAACUAUAUUCACUGUGAGAUCUUACAGUGCAGAGACAGGAGCUUCUCUGUGCUCAUGCCAUGCAAGUCCAUGACGGACUCAUGUCUGGUUCCCAGAAGACAACAUACUGCUUUGCUAAAGUUAACAGUCCAUGGGAUCUUUUAACUUCAGCUGCUGUUAUAGUCUGUAUUGAGUACUUGAAUUUGAACACCGAACAGCGUUUUGUCAGACCCUGGGAAAGCUAUAGAAGUUAGGAAUUGGGUUUGUUUCUUUGUAGUCAAAUAUUUUGCUUUGUGUAGAUAAGCGUAAAUACUCAAGUACAGAAAAAAUACUAAAUCUACCGGUGAGGUCUGAUUUCUUUAUAAACAUUGUGUCUUUAUUUGCACCGCUGCUGGCUAUUUGAAGAAGUGUAAGUGCAGCACUCUUACGUCAGAAGCCUCAAUCAUUCCAAAUAAGAAUGUUAGUAUCCUGCUAAUGUUGCUGAAUUCCUACAAAGUUUGAUGGGAUUUCAGAAAAUGCUUCCACAAUCUGACAGCUAUGACUUGGUAACUUCUCCCUAAAACUAUUAGAUUCAUAAAUCCUUGACCGUGUAUAAUUAUUGUAGCAAAAUGGUGCAGGCUGGUUAUGUGAGCCAUGUGUCUAGAAGUUUUUAACCUUUUUAAUUUAUAGCUGGCAUUCCUUUUCUCUGAGAAAAGCUGGUGAUUCCCUUAGGGAUGAAAUAAUUUUCUUCUGCUGGUAGUUCUACCGCUGCAACUAUGUGGCUGCUUGUGCAGCAAUUCUCUGGCCUCGUGAAGGGCAAGUGACCUGUUCUGUCCUUUUUACACUACCAUAGUAUCUCUGUCCUCUCUAGAUAGUAAACCCAAGCUGUUAAGUUUCUAGUAUCAACCCGGCAGCAGUGGCCAUCAGUCGUCCUUGGUUCAAAAUGCCCUUUUUUCUCUUGGGAAUCUGUAUUGCCAACCUCACUUUCAAAGCAAAUUGUGUCUGAGCCUCCAGCCAUCUGUACUUCUGACCCAGGAACCAGCUGCUGUCCCUGGAAGACAAAACUGCAGCUCAUCCCCAGAGCGGGUCCCUUACAGCAGCAGCCAUUAGCCGCACGUUUGCGGACGGUUGGUUUUCCUGCUGUGUUGGGGCAGGAUGUUAAGCUGCAAGUCACUUCUUUCCCCAGGGAAGUAAUUGGAACAGUUCUUUAAUGGUAUUAGUCUACAUUGCUGUUUCUGUGACCAGAUAGCUGGGGAUGAACCCCUUAUGCUACCAAGGUGUUGGAACAAUGCGGGCGUGUAGUAAGGAACUCAACUAGAAGUAAUUUGUCUGAGUCAGACUUUUCGGAUACGUAAGUUACACUCCCUGCCUUCCCCCAGUGCAUUGUGUAGGGAAUUGAGUCCCCUGUUAGUGUUCUUUUUUAUUAGCAUUAAAACCAAAAGAAAUAAAUAGACAGUUGGGAAGCCACCUGCGAAUCAGCCAAAUACUUAAGAAUCACAAAGAAGUGCCAUUUCCCGCCCCCCUGCCCCCAGCUCUGAUCGGUUUUGAAUUUUAAGAUGAAUGUGGGUUGGUUUGUCUACAUCAGCUGUAUUUUCUCUUGUUAUUUCUUCCUCGACACUUGACUGUGAGAUGCUGAGUGGUUCUGAAGAGGAGCAGAAUAUCUCAAUGCUUAACUCAGUUUGUCAAAAAAUAGGAUUACUGGAUAACAUUGAAGUGUUCAUUUUAAAAUGAUGCUUCUCCUUCAGAUUUGAAGCCUCUUUUAGAGACAGUUUUAAAGGUUAAUCAAUCAAACUGAUCAAAAGUUUUCAGCAAGCCUUGAACAGCAGACUGACUAUACUGAGCUAUUAAUCAUUUAUUUUAUGAAGGAACAAAGCAAGCUCAGGGUUAUUUACUGCCGCUGCAUGCUGCCCUAGCAUACCGACUGUGCUUCACUUCUCUUUGGAGGACAGCUUGUAUGCUAGUGCUGGCUGUCAGGAUUGCUGAAGAACUGUUUCCGGGACAAUUGCAUUAUUUAACAAAGGUGAAAAUUAAGUGGGUGCAUGACAUUUGGUUUAGCUAAGGUUUUCUGUACUGCAUUUGAUCCUUCCAGUUAAGGGGAGGAUAUUUCUGAAAGAAAAACCUGUGUUUGUCCAAUUAGUGCUGCAGAAGAGUGCUUCUGCAGAAGAGUGUGUUCACAGUGUGUCGGUGUGCUUUGCCCCAGCCGUCAUCCCUGUGUCUGGGCAAUAACCACCCCAGCUCGGGACAGUUGGGUCAGGGUGGAGAGGCUGCGCAAGAGCUUUGGUAUCGGUGCCGUGAGACUUUCUCCCCCUGGUAGAGUAGUUCAAGCUGUGCUUUAAACCAAGCUGGAUGGGGAGUAAGGGUGCAGGGAUGAUCUCUGGCUGCUGAAGUAGACCAAAAGCAGGUGUCUGUGGGGACACCUGUGACUGCAGUGUCCCCUGUGCACGCUGAGCUCUACAGCCAGCUGGGAGCCAUCGGGGCUGGCUGGUGCUCGUGGAGUGACCAGAACCCCAUGCAGAUACCCUCACACAGGAGAAACUGCUGUGACUUAAACUCAUUUUCACUGCAUCAGCACAAAUAGAACCUUUGGAUUAUACCCUGAGCCGUACAGUGUUUCCUGUUUGUCAGGUUGUAUUUGUCUUCCUGGAGCAUGCCAACCUGAGCAGAAUGUUUUCAGUUUCAGAUGCUGGUUUUGAAAUCCAGCAGAUAAGGGAGAAGAGAAAAUAAGACAUAAUGCUAUCCAGCGUAAUGUCUGUCUGCCACUGUUAAUAUUUUAGGGGUGCUAAUCUUGAAUUUUCAACCUGUGUGUUCACACCAGAUUGGUGGAGGAGGUAACUUUUUUUUUUUUUUACUUAGAAUAAUUUUCAUCUCUCUCAUUUACUUAUGAAACUGGUGAUGAUGAUGAGGAAAAACAAAUUAAAUGCUCUAUAAUACAAGUAUUAUUACCUCUGCUUUUGAUAUAUAUUUUGUAUUCAUAAUUGCCAUGUAAUCCAGGCCCUGAUUUUCUGACAGCGUAGAAUAAGGUUAGGAACAUAAACUCAGGUAGCUUGUAAUUACGCUGAUCAGAAUGCUUGUUGGAAUAUCUCAGGUUUUGGUUUUAAAAUGUGUGAAAGAGUGGGCAGCGGGUUCUUGGAGUAGCUGUGUCCACUAUGAAACUGAUUUCUUGUGCAGUUGUAGUACAUCAGCCCCAGACUUUCUGCCAAACUCAUUUGCAGAUUAUUUCUGUAUAAUCACUCUAUUAUAACACUGUGCUUUCUAUAAUAAUAAUAAAAACUUAAAUUUUU
Molecule: messenger RNA, 5701 nt
Organism: Falco peregrinus (peregrine falcon)
Lineage: Eukaryota; Metazoa; Chordata; Aves; Falconiformes; Falconidae
Gene: PXMP4
Product: peroxisomal membrane protein 4
Exons: 4
Coding region: 54-695 (213 amino acids)
Cellular component (GO): peroxisomal membrane
Source: RefSeq, a predicted model, not a curated record